AUGAACGCUUACCGAGAAAUAGAGAUUGUAUCGUCAUCUGCCAAGUUGGUGGAUGCUUCUAAAUACAACUUACGAUGUAAUCGCAACAUCAGCGAAAAAAUGACGAAGAAGGACUUCAUCUACGACAUUCGUACACCUGUGCAGACUAUGAGAAAGUUCGAGGUGCAAAGACGACCGAUCAUAUUGCCGAUACAAUUGCGGCGAAAACAGAACAUUGAUUCUAAAAUGCCGCAAUACACCGUUAUUCCCGAAAAAACGGAGCAUGAUGGUGAUGGCGACGCGACUGUCAUUGCUGAGCAGCGCAUUUUAGGGUACAAAUGCAAUUAUUGCCAGGAGUCAAUUGCCACUCUAUUGUCUCUGUCAACUCAUGUUAAAUUCCACUGUCUGAAACAUUGUAAAAUAUGUUAUUGGAUUCUAUGUAAAAAUGAAACAAUGGAACAACAUAUAGCCAAUCACCAUCGCAUGAGAUAA
Messenger RNA from Dinoponera quadriceps, 471 nucleotides. RefSeq lists its product as uncharacterized. The record is from RefSeq and is a predicted model, not a curated record. Lineage: Eukaryota; Metazoa; Arthropoda; Insecta; Hymenoptera; Formicidae. Bases 1 to 471 code for a protein of 156 amino acids. The transcript has 3 exons.